Messenger RNA from Fomitopsis serialis, 1035 nucleotides. RefSeq lists its product as uncharacterized. Bases 1 to 1035 code for a protein of 344 amino acids. NCBI's taxonomy places the organism in Eukaryota, Fungi, Basidiomycota, Agaricomycetes, Polyporales, Fomitopsidaceae. The transcript is spliced from 3 exons. The record is from RefSeq and is a predicted model, not a curated record.
AUGGCUGCGCCUCUUCUCGACAACCUCGUUUUGGCCAUCAACUCGGCCGCGUCGUCUGCUAGUCCCUCCGUCAUGCCCACGAUCCCCAGCGCGACUUCAGUACGGGACGACGUCGUUAACGAAGUUCGCUCACCUUUUACUCGCCCUAACUCGCCCGCCCCUUCCCUAAUGUCGUUCUCUUCGAUGCCGCCUCUUGCAUCGUUGCCCGAGUCCGACAGCGAGCCUGGCGAGGUCGAUGAAGAUACCCCACUGCUCUUGAAGCCGGAACGCGUCGCAGGCGACGCACCUGUCAGGCAGCUGGGACAUAUACUUGACGUGUCGGACACCACUUCGGUCUUGACCUCGUCGGACGGACAGGCCAACCUGGCCGAUCGCUCCGCUUCCGCGUCUCUACAAGCACGCGACGGGAGCGACGCUGAUGUCCCCAUGGACGGUGACAUUGUCCUAGCGGCCCGGCGGAACACACCACCGCCGUCGUACGCCGCGGUCCUGCGUCAAGAGUUCCUGCGAGCCAGUCGACCUAUCGGACGUACGGAGCGCGCUGUUAACCAUCCGUCUUCCACGAUCGCCUCGGGGCACCCAAGAAACCUCCACGACAUCCUUUACUUCCUUUCCCUCAACCAGCUCGGCGUCGCGCACGCUCUCGAGGAGAUCAAGCCGUACGAGCUGAGCUCGCUCAAGGCCGGUCUUGCCGCUCUGCACGACCAAUUCCUCGUCGGACGACGCUCCGCUCCCGUUCCGCCUCGACUCGCCAUCAACUGGGUCCACAAGCACGUUGUUCACCGACACGGUAUCGACUACUGCGUCAAUAACAACCGCGAAUGGCUCCGCGACGUCGACAUCCCGCUUUACGCCAACGGGUUACGCGCUGUCGAGCGUUACUGGCAUGGCAGCGCCCGCCGAGGACGUCCCUACCUCUUCGUACACCAGAUCGACGAGUUGCGCGUCUGUGCUCCGCAGUACCACGGGAAUGCGGGCGCGUUUCUUGACCACAUCAAGAAGGUGGAUGGAGAGAGGAUAGGAUCGCGUCGGUAA